This is a messenger RNA of Mesorhabditis spiculigera, 489 nucleotides long. The record is from the annotation of a GenBank genome assembly. Lineage: Eukaryota; Metazoa; Nematoda; Chromadorea; Rhabditida; Rhabditidae.
AUGUGCUUCUCGGUGACGACGCGAAACGGAAAUGACGCUGGCUGCUACGAGACGAGCACCGUCGUCCGGGACGACGAGUGCGAGUGCAAAGGAUCCAGCCCCGGCAUCGCCCCGAAGAAGCUGAUUUCUGCCGACCCCCAGCUCGCCAAGCUGUUCAUCGGCAUCGUCUCAUUGGGGAAGAAGAAAAAGCGGCCGAACGCGACAAAGUGCUCGGAGUCCAACUACAUUGGCUACGUCGACGCCGACAUGGACGUCAAACCCCCUCCCCCGGCCACGCGGAAACCUUCCGGAAAACCACAAAAUCCAGGGCAACCCGGCGGCAAGGAUGGGAAACCUGGCGAGACGACGGGACCGGUGGGCGACUCCGUUACGCCGGAUGAGAAGCAGGAACCGCUGAAAUACGUGCUCAUCGGUUUGCCCCUCCUCAUUCUGCUCAUCAUCGCCACGUGCGUGGCCAUCUACUGUUGGCGAAGAAGCGGAAGCGGCCCA